Messenger RNA from Sinocyclocheilus rhinocerous, 6997 nucleotides. Its product is annotated as interferon-induced very large GTPase 1. Gene Ontology annotation, molecular function: GTP binding. Lineage: Eukaryota; Metazoa; Chordata; Actinopteri; Cypriniformes; Cyprinidae. The coding region runs from base 78 to 6752 and encodes 2224 amino acids. The transcript is spliced from 4 exons. The record is from RefSeq and is a predicted model, not a curated record.
AACAUCAGAGGAUGAAGAGCAGAGCAGAUCUGGAGGUUCAGUAGCAGCAGAAGAAGAGGGUGAUUUUGAUUACAAAGAUGAUGAAGCAAUCAACAAGAGCAACAAAGAGAAAAAGGAAGUUGCUGUCCAAAGGAAUAGCUUUGGCAGAGAAUGUCAACGUGUUAUCAAAGCUGAAUGUGGUUCUGUGUGGGAGUGACAGAACUUUAAAAUCCUCCACAUCAAACCUCAUCCUGAACCAGAGAGACAGCAGAUCAGAGCUCAGAGAGUGUGUGAAGCUGGAGGGGGAAGUUCAUGGACGUCUGAUCACUCUGGUGGAGCUUCCAGCUCUUACUCAGCUCUCAGAGAAGGAAGUGAUGCGUCAGACUCUGCGCUGUGUGUCUCUCUGUGAUCCUGGAGUUCAUGUGUUCCUCUUCAUUGUUUCUGAUGGUGCGCUUACUGAUGAAGACAAAACAGAAACAGAGGAGAUCCAGAAAAUAUUCAGCUCAAACAUCAACAACCACACCAUGGUCCUCAUAAUCCAGAAGUCAGAGAAUGAGACAGAGGAACUGAAUGAAGAAAUUAAGUCUGUCAUUGAGCGUUUUGGGGGAAGGCAUCAUUUCCUUGAGCCAAACCCAAAGCUGUCCAUGUUGGUGACUAAACUGGAGCAGAUGGUGGAAGAAAAUAGUAGAAUUUGUUUCUCCACAGAAACAUUUUUGGAUGCACAAAUAGAGAAAAUUGAAGGAAUGAGGAAGAAAGUAAUCUCAUUAGACACACAGACCCAGCAAAAAGAUUCAGUAGAGGCUUCAGAUGAAGUGAGGAUUGUCCUGCUGGGAAAAACUGGAGUUGGAAAGAGUGCAACUGGAAACACCAUUUUAGGAAAAAAAUGUUUUAAAGACGAUGUGUCACAAGAGUCAGUCACUAAAGAGUGCCAGAGAGAGACGGCUGAAAUCGAUGGCAGACAAAUUACUGUAAUUGACACUCCAGGACUGUUUGAUACUAAGUUCAGUCGAGAAGAGAUCCAGAGAGAAAUCACUGAGUGCAUCUCAAUGAUUCUGCCAGGACCGCAUGUGUUUCUCUUACUGAUACCAGUGAGCCGUUUCACUCAGGAGGAGGAAAACACUGUGAAGAUCAUUAAAGAGACUUUUGGUGAAAACUCCUUAAUGUACACCAUGGUGCUCUUCACCAGAGGAGAUGAUCUGAAGAAGAAGACCAUUGAAGAAUAUCUGGGAAAACCUGAUUCUGAUUUGAUGAAGCUCAUCGAACAGUGUGGAAAUAGAUACCAUGUGUUCAAUAAUAAUGAGACUGGAGACCGCAUGCAGGUGUCUGAACUACUGAAGAAAAUCAAUGACAUGGUGACAGCAAAUGGAGAUAGUUACUACACAUGUAAGAUGUUCAGACAGAUGGAAAGAGAAAAACAAGAAGCACAAAUGAAGAUGAUAAUGGAUGAAGUGGAGGAACUGAACCAAAAGAGAGAAGAACUCCUGGCCAAACAUGAAGAAGAGAAAGAGAGAAUGAAGAAGAUGAUGGAGGAAGAAAUAAAUAAUCAUGAUGCAGAGAAGAAGAGAAGAGAAGAAGAAUGUGAGAAAAAGAGGAAGAAAGAACAAAAUAUAUGGGAUGAAUCUUAUCAGAGACUCAAAGAAGAAAGAGAUGAAAUCAAAAGAGAGAAGGAGAAAAUAAAAAGAGAUAAAGAAUGUCUUCAAGACAAACUUGAAUCAGAAAUAGAAAAGAUGAAGAAGAUGAUGGAGGAAGAAGGGCAGAAUCAUGAUGCAGAGAGGAAGAGAAGAAAAGAUGAAUUAAGAAAGAAUGAAGAACAGUGCAAAACAGACAUGAAAAAUGAACAGGAGAAAUGGGAGAAAAAGAUACAAGAGGAAAAACAGAGGACAGAAGAAGAAUUUGAGAAAAGGAGGGAGAAAGAACAACAAAUGUGGAAUGAAAGUUACCAGAGACUUAAAGAAGAGAGAGAUGAAAUCAAAACAGAAAAAGCAGAUCUUCAGACCAAACAUGAAGUAGAAAUAAAAGAGAUGAAGUUAUUAGAACAACAGAAACAAGAUGAACUAAUGAGACUAAAAUCAGCAGACUAUGAAGAAGACAGAAGAAAAGACAUGGAGAACAUGAAAAUGUGCUGCUCCCAAACAGCCUCUUCUCUACAGAAAGAUGAAACUAGUCAAAUCCAAAAGGUUGGACCAAAAACCAAUGAACAACUCGAAGGACUCUAUGAUAGACUAGAUCUGACAAAAAGACGACAAGGUAAAAUGAAAACAGCCGACAUUCUGGAAAUCACCAGAUCAUCAUUUCAGUCUCAGGAACCACAGGAAGAGAAUGAACUUGUAAACUCAUUCCUACAAAAGCUGCUAAACAUGAACUACAGAGCAAGAUAUACUGUCAUAAAACACACAAAGAAAGAGGGUAAAGAAGACGGUGCAAAUUACAGCCCUGAUAUUCACCCAAUGGAUGUUCAGAUGGCCGUGUAUCAUUGGGCUGAUGGUUUCCUGAAGCAGAUGAUGGUGACUAAACUCUCACAGUGUCAGUAUGCACUGCCUCUGCUUGUUCCUGAUCCAUUCACACAACAGAUUGAGUUUCCUCUCUGGACAUUUAGACAAAUCAACAAGAGCUGGAAGAUGAAGAACAGCAACAAUGAGAUCAUCAGUCAAACCCAGCCGGUCUACAAGACUGAGACUCCAAUGGUGGCUUUCUUCAGGUUUGGCUCUGUAUCUUCAUCUAAGUCUCAGCUGAUGAACAGCCUCAUCAAUGAGAAACACAACACGUUCUUCCACAGGAACUGCUCAGGCGGCAGCAGAACCAGAUUACUGAUGGAUGGAGUGGUGGAGAUCGCCUGGUACUGUCCUGGGAAAAAGACAGACGCAUUUGAUGACUGUGUUGCUUUCUGUAAUCUUCAUGGUGAUGCAGGAGAGAAUGAGAAACAAUAUGACAUUUUGACCAGUAUGGCUUCAGUAAAUGUCCUCUUCUUACCUGAUUUUGGACAGAAGAACCACUACAAGUGUCUGGUGAGAUCACUCUUCAGGUCUCCUCAGCCUCUCCUUUGUCUGCUCACUGACAAUAACUGUGAUAAAACUGAGCUGGGGAAUGGAAAAUUCAUAAUUGGUCUUUUGGACAAAAACCAAUCUGAUAUAUCUAAUCAGAUUAGGGAGACUAUCAGGGAGAGUUUGACCAAGCAAAAAAAGAGCUUCAAGCUUGAAGAUGUGGCCGAACACACAGGAAUCAGAGUAGAUGAGGAUGAUCCAGAGUGUCAGAGAGGGAAACAGGCAGCAGAUCAGAUCAUGGGUUUACUGAGAGGAAAAGAUCCAUCAACAGUGAAAGAAACAAUCCUGCCCUGUCAGGGGAAACUGUGGCAUGACUGGUGUAAAAUGAACAAAGAGCUGCAUCAUCUACAAGGAGAAAAUCUAGAGGAAGAUAAAAGCACCAAACAGAUGAUUAUGAGAGAUAUAAGAGAAAAGCAAGUAACAAAGGGACUGAGUGAGUUUAUGAGGAAAUGUAUUGAAAUAAUGAAAUCACAGAGAGACAAUGAAAAAAACUAUUUCCUUAGAUGGAUGAUGAACCUGUUGAAUGACUUCACUUCAGAAAAGCUCUGUGGACUUCAUAAGGAGUAUCGCAAGAAAUGGCAAGAUGUCUUAUCAUUGAAAAAGAUGCCUGACAAUAUAGUUCAACUGCAGACUGAACAAACAAACCUGGAAAACAUAUCAGAGCAAAUUAAUAUGACAAGUUUUGGCUUGGAGCACAUCCUGAGAGAGUUUGGUCAGAUUUAUGAAUCAUGGUCAUCUGUGAAGAAGAUCAAGGAAGGUCUGCAGUUUGACUUCUGUUCUCUCCCACGUCUUGCAGCAGAGAUGAUGAUCUCGGGAUUUCCCAUGGAGCUGAUGGAUGGAGAUGCUUCUCAUAUUCCUCUCACCUGGGUCACUGCUGUUCUAGAUGAACUUGUUAAGAAACUGGGAGACCAGAAACUCUUUGUGCUGUCAAUAUUAGGGAUUCAGAGUUCUGGGAAAUCCACCAUGCUGAAUGCCAUGUUUGGACUCCAGUUUGCCGUCAGUGCUGGCAGGUGCACCAGAGGAGCUUUCAUGCAGCUGAUCAAAGUAUCAGAGGAGAUGAAAACAGAGCUGAAGUUUAACUAUAUUCUGGUUGUUGAUACUGAAGGACUUCGUGCACAAGAACUGGUUGGAAGGUCAACAACACAUCGUGACAAUGAAAUGGCCACAUUUGUUGUUGGUCUUGGAAAUAUGACCCUGAUCAAUAUAUUUGGAGAAAACCUAUCUGAGAUGCAGGACAUUCUUCAGAUUGUGGUUCAGGCUUUCCUGCGGAUGAAGAUGGUCAGACUGAAUCCAAGCUGCAUGUUUGUGCAUCAGAAUGUCUCAGAUAUUACAGCUGGAGAGAAAAACAUGGAGGGAAGGAGACGACUGCAGGACAAACUGGACAAUGUGACAGAACUCGCUGCUAUAGAAGAAGUCUGUGAUGCAGAAGGUUUCAGUGAUGUGAUUGCGUUUGAUAUCCAGAAUGAUGUGAAGUAUUUUGCUCAGGUCUGGGAGGGCAGCCCACCCAUGGCUCCACCAGACCCAAACUACUGCGAGAACAUUCUAGAACUGAAGGAAACUAUUCUAACACAUGCUUCAAAAUCAGACGGCAUAAUGCUGACCGACCUAAAAGCCCGCAUUCAAGAUCUCUGGGAGGCUUUGCUUAAUGAACAAUUUGUGUUCAGCUUCAAAAAUUCCCUGGAAAUCAUGACAUACAAGAAACUAGAGACUGAAUACAGCAAGUGGACCUGGAGUCUUCGAAGUGCCAUGCUGGAAAUCGAAAACAAGCUUCACAACAAAAUAGAAAAUGAAGAAAUUCAUAAUGCUGAGCAAAUUGACCUUCAAAGAGAACUAAAAGCAAAAAGUGAAGAAGUGAAAAAGACAAUGUCUGAUUUCUUUGAGAAAGACAGAGAUGCGGGUAUACUGAAUCAGUGGAAAGCUUCAUUUGAGAUAAAAAUCAAAGAGGUUCAAGAAAACAUUGUGAGGGAAACAAAGAGGAAGUUAAAUGGAGUUCUUCAGCAGCGUCACAUGAAGAAAAAGAUGGAUGCUGAGAGGACACAUCAUGAAAACACUCUCUUUGAAAACAGCAAAGAACUUGCCUUAAAGUUGAAAGGAAAAGCAAAUGAUGAAAAUGUCAUGAAAACACAGUUUGAUUCCUUUUGGAGACAACAGACGGCUGCGAUCAUCAGAGACACUCCUUUAGUCAAACAUAUUGACAUAUUAAGAGACAUGAAGAAUCUCCUCAGUGAGUCUUAUGAAAGUCUCCCUUUAGACCAUAUGAAAGAUAGCAGUAACUACAAAGAUAUGAUCUGUUUGCCAAGCUACUCAGAAUAUGUACAGUUAAAGAAAUCCGGGGGAUUUAAAGGAUAUUUAAAAAAUGUGUACAAAGGAGCUAAAGAGAAGCUUGGUUUACAUUAUACUUUAUCUGAAGAUGAUGAAAUCCAGAUAAGAGCCUUAAUCAGAGACAUUGCUGAGCAGACAGAUAAAAUGAUUCAGUCAUAUAACAUUGCAAAGAUGGGCUACAACAAUAGUUGCAUUCAACAACUGGUGGAUUGCAUAAAGACAAGAUUAACGCAGCAUGAAAAUGGGCCAAAAGUGAAAUAUGUGUUCAAGAGUGAAUUCUUCAUGGAUCUGGUACUUUGCAUAUGCCAUAAAACAAAUAAGACAUUCACAGAUCAAUACAAACUGUUCCGGGAAACCAAUGAUCCAGUUCUCUAUUUUAAUAGAAAGCGUGAAGAGUACUACAGCAUAUUCCAGAAAUACUGUCAAGGAGCAUCAUCAAAAACAAAAACUGCUAGAGAUUUAGCAGAUGAAAUGAGGACAAACUGUGAAUCUCUAAAUGGGAACCGAUCAAACCUGGAGAAACACAUCCUGAAAACACUGGCAGAAAAACAGGACUUCGGCGCAUACCUGACCUACAUUAACAAUCCCAAAGAACACUUCAAGAAUUUCAUCAGAGAUGAAGUCAGUCAGUACAUCACUGAAAGAUUUGAAGAUAGUGUUCGACCCAAGAUGGAAAACAGCAUUAAACUGCUGGAGCAACAGAUCACAGAAGCAGCACAUGAACCUGCCAAACAGGCUAAUGCUGAUUUGUGGUUGCAUCAUUUCACUCGACAGCUCUCUGGUGUGCUGGUAUUCUCUGUAAAUGACCUCACUGGAGUGAAUCAGGAUGAUGUUGAAGUCAGCUUCCUAGAAGAUGUGAUGAAGACAGAACUUCCUUCCAUAAUAACUGACAUAAUCAGUAAAUUCAGCACAGCAACUUUUCCAGUAAAGCUGGAACACAAAGACAGACCAGAUGAGAUUCUGAUUGUUCACUUCUGUCAUUGCUGUUGGGUUCAGUGUCCUUUCUGUGCAGCCAUCUGCACAAACACAAUAGAAAACCAUCCUGGAGAUCACAGUGUGCCUUUCCAUCGUAAUAAUGGAUUGAAUGGGUGGUUUUACAGAGGAACAACAAACCUAGCUAUCAACAUCUGCACAUCAGCAGUAACCAGUGAUCAAUCUUUUUAUCCAAAUAGCUCAGAUGAUGUCAAAGUCCCCUGGAAGGAAUACAGAAAAGGAGGUCCUAAAUAUGCUUCAUGGAGCAUCACCCCAGAUCUCUCUGAGCUGCCGUACUGGAAGUGGUUUGUGUGCAGAUUCCAAACAGAUCUGGAAAAUCACUAUAAAAAAACCUAUCAGAGGCAUGGCAAGAUCCCAGAUGAAUGGAGAAAAUACUCUCAAGAGGAAGCUAUUGAGAGUCUGAAUAAAUACAUUUAGGGAACAAUUAUCAAAUACUCUGAUACAAAGACAGUUGAAAUAAAUAUCUAUAUUACAGACUAUUCAGAGCCAUGUAGCUAUGAGAAAUGCAAUUUACUAUUACGACCAGAAGCAUGCUUGAAAGUUGAAUAUUGCACUUCAAGAUUCAUGAACAAGCCCACCUUUUCAAGCAGACUUGGUUUUGAGUUUAGAAGAAAACAUUCAUACCAAAUAAACCAAACUCUGCCCAGAAGUAGACUUACGUC